Salvia splendens (bonfire salvia) is the source of this 1038-nucleotide messenger RNA. RefSeq lists its product as uncharacterized. Gene Ontology annotation, cellular component: small-subunit processome; 90S preribosome; nucleolus. The transcript has 5 exons. Lineage: Eukaryota; Viridiplantae; Streptophyta; Magnoliopsida; Lamiales; Lamiaceae. The record is from RefSeq and is a predicted model, not a curated record. Bases 1 to 1038 code for a protein of 345 amino acids.
AUGACACUGUACUCUCUACUUAUGAGAAGAUUACUUCUAUCCUUUGUUGAAUUUUCUGGCGAGAUCCUAAAUGCAUAUCCAGAGCCUGACCGAAUGUGGUCUAGAGCAAUAGUGAACAGUUUUUUGUUGAAACAUAUGGGAAAUGCAAUGAACAAGGAAGGCACUGGUAAAAAGGUUUUGGGUUUACUAGUUGAAGUUAUGGGAAUGACUUUUCAAAAUCACCUCAUUAGAGUACUUCCAGCAGUGAGAAACAUUCUUCAGUCUGCUGUCAAUGCUCUUGCAUCAACUCAACAAGAUUUAUCAGAUGUUUCAGUGAUUCCGUUCUGGAAGGAGGCAUAUUAUUCUCUUGUUAUGUUAGGGAAGAUCCUAAAUCAAUUUCAUUAUUUGUUCCUGGAUAGGGAGCUAGAGGCUAUUUGGGAAACCAUCUGUGAAUUCCUUUUGCAUCCUCACUUGUGGUUGCGAAACAUAUCAUGCCAGAUUCUGUCUUCUUACUUCACAGCAGUGGAUAACAGCAAAGCCUCAGCAGACGCAUUCUAUCUCAUGAGACCGAGUAUACUCUUCCAUCUAGCUGUUUCUUUAUGUUGUCAGCUGAAGGUGCCAUCGAGUGAUGAUGCUGGCAAAGUUAUCAUGCAAAACCUCGUGUUCUCAAUUUCCCAUCUUCAUUCUUUCUUCGAGAAGAAUGAACACAUGGAUGUUUCUAGUUUCUGGUCAAGCCUUGACAGUGCCGAGCAAGACCGUUUCCUAAAGGCUUUUGGUAUUCUUGAUCCAAGAAAAGGGAAUAGAACCCUUAAAUUGUAUAUUUCUGACAGUGACCAACAUGAUAAAAAUCAGCAUCCAUUCAUUUCCUAUUUUCUCCAGAGAAUGGGGAAGCUUACCUUUCAGAUGGAGGCCAAUCAGAUGAAAAUUGUAUUUGCCUUUCACCAAUCAAUAUCACCAAAACUCUUCCAUUUCUAUAAAGAAUCUCCGCCUACAAACUUUGAUGAUGUCCGCAGUUUUGCAUAUCAACUACUGCUGCCAUUGUACAGAGUCUGCGAAUAG